This is a messenger RNA of Clarias gariepinus (North African catfish), 5799 nucleotides long. RefSeq names its product cilia- and flagella-associated protein 44. NCBI's taxonomy places the organism in Eukaryota, Metazoa, Chordata, Actinopteri, Siluriformes, Clariidae. The transcript has 32 exons. The coding region runs from base 116 to 5119 and encodes 1667 amino acids. The record is from RefSeq and is a predicted model, not a curated record. Gene Ontology annotation, molecular function: protein binding.
AACAUGCAAACUCCAUCCACACAGACCCGAGGUGGGAAUCGAACCCCGACCCUGCAGGUGCAAGGUUUUGAAUUCAGAACUGAAAUUUUAGACAUUUAGACACUCAGGAUUAAACAUGGAGCAGAACGUACUGCAAUUCUCACAUUCGUUCGGCUAUGACUGCAGACGACGAGGAAACCUGCAGCUGUUGGACGAGGACACGCUGGCCUUCAUGGCUGGAAGCAUGCUGGUCCUUUUGGACAUAAACACCAAGCAGCAGCGGUAUAUCCCCAGCAGCAGUGGAGAAGGCAUCGGAGCUAUUAUGCCUCAUCCCAGUAGGAAAUAUUUUGCUGUGGCAGAGAAGGGCAAUCAGCCUGAGAUAAUAAUUUAUGAAUAUCCGUCACUACAGCUCUACCGUGCCCUCAAAGGAGGCACAAUCAAGGCAUACAGCUGUAUAAACUUUAAUCGAGAAGGCACACUGCUGGCGAGCGUCGGGGCUGGUCCUGAUUACAUGCUGACCGUGUGGGACUGGAGCAAGGAGCAUGUGGUGCUUCGCUUUAAGGCCUUCUCUCAGGACGUCUACCGCGUUACCUUUUCUCCAGACAACCCGGGCCAACUCACCACCUCCGGCUCCGGACACAUUAAGUUCUGGAAAAUGGCUGACACCUUUACCUGUCUGAAGCUGCAAGGAAUGCUGGGAAGAUUUGGCAAGACCCCUCUGACUGAUAUAGAAGGUUAUGUUGAGUUCCCUGAUGGAAAGGUGCUCUCUGGUUCCGAGUGGGGAAACAUGCUAAUUUGGGAUGGGGGUCUGAUCAAGGUUGAGAUCGGACGGAAAGAUAGACGCAACUGUCACGCGGGGCCUAUAAAGCAGAUCACUCUGACCUCGGAAGAAGAGCUGAUAACCGUGGGCGCAGACGGAGCAGUCAGGUGUUGGGACUUUGAGUCCAUCGAUGCAGCAGACUGUAUGGACGACAGCGGGCUGUUUGAGCUCGAACCCAUAAACGAGUUGAUCAUAGGCCGCAACGUGAGCCUUUCCUCCAUGGUCAGGAGCACCGUCCCAGACUCCACCGUCUGGUUUGCGCAGGAUUCUAACGGAGGAAUCUGGAAACUCGACUUGUCGUUUUCGAACACUACACCACCGCCUGAAUGUCUUUUCUCAUUCCAUGCUGGUGCGAUUGAGGGAAUGGAUGUGUCAGGAUUGAGUCACCUGAUGGCCACCACUGGAUUAGACGGUUCAGUAAGGGUUUUUGACUUCCUCUCCAACAAGGAGAUCGCCGUCAGCCGUUACAGACAGGGAGGAAGCUCCCUCAUCUGGUGCCCUCGAACGGUGUCUGGGGGUGAGGGUCUCCUGGUGGUGGGCUUCGAGGAUGGUGUGGUGCGUCUGUUGGAGCUCUGUAGUCAGCGUGCACAGCUGGUCGCCAGGUCUACUCUCUCGAAGCUUCAUCUCAAACAGGCCUUCAAACCCCAUGAUGCAUCUGUGACGGCCAUCGCCUACAAGCCCAGUGGACAGAUCAUGGCUACAGGGAGUGCGGAUAGCAGGGUGUUCUUCUUCUCAGUGGGGGAGAGUUAUGAACCGAUCGGCUUUGUUAGAGUGCCGGCCGCAGUGCAAAGUCUGCAGUGGGCUCCUCAGUCGCAAGAGAGAAACGCUCUGUUAGUUACUUGUCAGACGGGUGUGGUGGAGAUCGAGGCUCCUGACUCGCGUGGUGCUGCUGUAGGAAACACAUUUCAUCUGCAGAACAUUCCCAUCAGGCACUUCUUCUUCCACAGCAUCAAAUCACGCCUUCAGAGGGACGCAGAGAUAUCCCGCAGGCAGGCCCUGAAGGAGCAGCUAGAGGCAGAAAGACAGAAUGAGGAAGGAAGGAAUCAGGGGCAAACGUCUGGAGAGGAAGAGGAGGAGGAGGAAGAGGAGGAGCUGCCACCGAUCUUCAUCCCCAGUCCCCCAAGUCCCCUUCACUGUGCCUUCUACUCCACUGAGCCUGGAGCGUUCUGGCUCUCUUUGGGAGGCUAUGACUCAGGGUAUCUGUAUCACUGUAAGUUUUCGGAGCAGGAGUCUGUGGACGAGUCGGAGAGGACAGACGAGCCGUUCGCUCACGUCCCCGUCCAAGACGCAGAUCACAACCCCAUCUUCACUGUCUGCUUCUGCGAGGCGAGGCAGAUGCUGCUGUGUGGCAUGCAGGACGGCAGUAUCCGGGCGUACCCGCUGGAGUCCGGAGACCUGCAGCCUGCGAACAUGAAGGUGUACCAGGUGCUCAGCGUCUUCGACGGACAGUACGGAACCGUCCGGCAGCUCCGGGUCAGCCAUGACGGCCGCUUCGUGCUGUGCACCGCCGCAGACGGUAACAUCUUCGCGUUCAGGCUGCUGGAGAAGGAAGUGACGGAGAAGCCUCGGAAGGAAGACGCCAAAGUGCCCUCACCCCGUCUGGGUCUGGACACGGUGUCUGUGCCUAUGGAUAUAGAUGACCCCGCUGCCUACAGCAUAGAGACGGCUAAGCAGAAGUUGGAGUCAGACCGCUUGCAAUGGGAGGCUAAAUUAAGGAAGCAGGAGCGCCGGAAUAAGCUCAUCAAGUUGCGGCGGCGUUUCAACGCCCUGCUGCAGGAAAAUCUGACCCUUCCAGAACGCAUCCGCCUGCAGCGCUCGGAGCUCGAGUUGGAUCGCUGUUUCAGUGAGGAGGUAACGAGAUCUACAGCUAAGAAUGUGGAAAAGGUGAAGCGAGAACUAGCCUGGGAGACGGAGAAGAACCGUAUCGGCUUGCAGAAGCUCCACGACAGGUUUUUGGGCUCGGUGGUGUGUGACACAGUGACAGUGUCUGCCAUCAAGAGUGAUCAUAAGGUAUCCACCUACAAGUUGGUGGCGCUGGCCAGCAAACGCCACCAACCGAAGGAACAGGUAAAAGUCGAGCAACGGUUUGACCACGCCCCUCAGGAUCGCUCCAGCACUAAGGAACAGAAAGAAACCCUCACUGAUGGCAUUAGCGCAGUGUUAAAGCGGCCGGUGCCACAGGGUACCGCGGGCAAACUGGCAGCCAGGCAGGCGGAGAAACUGCGCAAGGCAGCCGAGAAAGCGGAGCAGGCCCGCUCCAAAAUCGAGCAGAACAAGAAAGAGUGGAAAGAAUUCUAUGCUUCCAAACCCAGCAAGGACUACGAGGAUCCUGAGGAGGUCCGUGCGAUCCAGUUGGCCGAGGAGAACAUGGGCGACUUCAAACUGAAGUCGGCGAAGGAUUACACCGUGCCGGAGCACCUGAGGAUAAACCUGGAGAAGAAGAUGGCGCAAGUGGUCGAGCUCGAGGAGCAGAUCCACCAGAGGAAAAACCAGAUGAACAUGCGUGUCCUGGCUCUGCGUGACUCGAAGGUGGCUCUAAUCUCCCAGUUCAACUCCUUCAUGGACCAGCUUCUGGCCGUACAGAAGCACCUCCCCGCGGAGAAGCACCUGACACCACCCACCCCGCCAACACUGACGCUCGAGGAAACGCCUGAGAAGGAGCUGGAGUACAGCCACACCACACUGGAGCGCUACAACGACACUCAGGCCACAACGGGCCACGACAGCGACGCCGACAAGCUCGAGGAGCCUCAAGAGGGGAAGCGACAGGACGGGGACAAGGACGCUGGACACGCAAAGGUGGUGCACGAACCCUCGAGUGAGAACCUCACCGAGCUGGAACAGGAGGUGAUGGAGGUGGAGGAGAUUCGCAACCUUUACCUGCAAGACAAGCUGAUCAAACAGAUGGAGGAGGCCGUGUGCGUGUUUGAUGCAAAGCUCCGUCUCCUCCAUCAUGAUAAGAUCACGCUGGACGUGCAGAUGAAGGUGGCUGACCUCCGAUGCAACACGCUGUCUCAGGAGCUCCUGCUGCUCGAGGAGUUCGAAAAGAGAGAGAUCACGCUACAGGAGAGGCUAAAUGUCUGCGUGAAGGAGGAGAGAGAGCUCAUGUCGAAGCUGGAGGAGUGCAAAGAUCAGUUAGAGAUGAAGAACCGAGAUAUCGCGAUCCUGAACGAGAGAGAGAAAGUGCUAGCAUUUACGUUCGAGGCUUCGCUCGGAGAAAACAACAAGUUUGAAGAUUUUCUCACCCGAGUCUUCAAGAAAAAGAUUAAACGAGCCAAGAAAAAGGAAAAGCUUCACACUGAUGAGGAACAAGAGGAGAGCGAUGUCGAAUCUGAAGAGCUGUCAGACUGGGACAGUGAUGAGGAUUAUGAAGGCUCGGAUGAAGCUGCUGCCUAUGACCUUAGCGUCUGUCCUCCCAAUUGUGACCCGGAGCUUUUCGAGAGCACUUUGCGUUUGCGUGAGCAAUGUCUGGAUCUGGAGGAGCGACUGCAGGAGGAGAAGAUGGAAGCAGACAGCCUGAAGAAGGAGCUUGAUGCGCUCACUAAGAAAGAGAAGAUAGCGCAGAGCAAUCUGAAAGCAGCAGAGGGCGACCUGGAGCUCUUGAACCGUGAAAAGCAGCAGAAACUCAAUGAGCUCGAUGUGGUCGUCCCACUACGGCUACACCAGAUUGAGUGUCUAAAGAACAAAAAGAUGUCCUCUGACCUGAGCAGUGCGCUGGUGAUAAACAAGGCGACUGUAAAACGACUACAAGAGCAAAUUCACAAGCUGCAGCAUGAGAAUUGUGCUCAGAAGCAGCUCUACAAAGAAGCACGCCAACAACACGUACAGCUCCGAAGCGAACUCAAAAACAUGAUGGAGAAAAGUCAAGAGUUGAAGGCAAAGUGUGAGCAGCUGAUGUUGGAUAGAUUUGGAAAGCUGGUGGAUCUGGGGGCUCUGCAGACUCUGAGCGGGAACCGGAAGCUGGAGGAGCUGAAGUACGAGAAGCAAGUGCAGGAGGCUCAUCACUGGCACGAGCUCAGGAUGUGGCAGACGAAAGUAGACGCUGCCGAUAAGGAGCUGGCGAUUGCGUGCAAAGAGAACACGGAACGUCUGCGCCAGCUCAAAGCCCUGAUGAGCGAGAAGAAGCUGCUGGAAGACAAGCUCGAUGACCUGCAGCGCAAAACGAUUUGUCCAUUCCAGGAUUCCCAGCAGGCCGAACAAGAAGACAUCAGAAAGCUUCAGCAUCAUGUCCAGAGCCAGGCCGAGAUGAUUAAAUCACUGAAGGAGGAGAUCAGCAAACUGUCUCGCAAAGGCGGCAAUAUUCAACCCCCAAGUCAAUAGAAACGCAGCACUGCAACACGCUCAAUGGAGGUGAUUUCCAAAAAAUAAAAACUCUUUGCUGUGCAGGUGUGACCGUGUUGCUUUUAUUUGUUUGAAACCCCGUUGUAGCAACUAUGGGCGGCCCAAUAGUGAUUUGCACGAAAGGAGAGCAGUGUGCCGUGAUUCGAAUUUUGUGGUCUGACGGUGUACCUGGUGACCAUAAACAGAAGUGUUUGGAUAUCUCCAAACAAAAUGUGGAAAAAUGUUUCUUAAAGAGAAUCAUUACAGGUGACGAGACACGGAUUCAUCACUACGAGCCUGAGAGCAAAUGGCAGAGUAUGGAACGGAAACAUCCUCAAUCGCAGACCAAAAAUAAAAGUUAAAAAGUCGACCAUCAGCUGGAAAAUUUACCAGUGCUUACAGUUUUCUGGAAUUCUCAGGGGCCAGAAUUAUUGGAACAUUAUCGGAAAAAAGGUUCAACAAUCAACAGCGCUCGUGAUAGUGAGACGACAAAGAACAAUUACAAAAAAUAUAAAAAAGGAAAACAGAAAAAGAACAUUUCACCAUUCAUGAGGACAGAACGGACCGUUCUACUCAACAGACGAUGACACUACUCAAUCAAUGAGAUUCAGGGUUCCUCUCAGGGUUUCUUCCUAUUGUUAUGUAAUGCAACUGUAAAACAAAGACUGUACAGAUUGUAA